Micropterus dolomieu (smallmouth bass) is the source of this 7832-nucleotide messenger RNA. Its product is annotated as polycomb group RING finger protein 3. Bases 318 to 1067 code for a protein of 249 amino acids. Gene Ontology annotation, biological process: regulation of transcription by RNA polymerase II. The record is from RefSeq and is a predicted model, not a curated record. Lineage: Eukaryota; Metazoa; Chordata; Actinopteri; Centrarchiformes; Centrarchidae. Gene Ontology annotation, cellular component: PRC1 complex. The transcript has 10 exons.
UACCAUUUAAUUAUAGUUAUUGGAAUGCUGUUGAGAAAACUGUGACAUGCAACCGGGGUGUCUAAAAUCCUUGACUUUUUACCCAAAUGUAGUGUAGACGUCACUACAUCCUUUCAUCUGCAGAUCACCAAAUCAAUGCUUGCAUGCACUGUAAACCACAGACCUUCCUGCUGAGCAGACUUUUGGUGCAGGAAAACCAAAGUGUGUCAAUCAUCUAGGUGGCUCCAAUGAGAGGCUCUCCAUGAUGAGGAGCUAACGCUGUCGGCCGCACAACCGCAGGAAGAGACGUGGGCCGCUGCACCAUCCACAGUCAACGCAUGGCGGUAUUAGGGAACCCCGACAUGCUGACGAGGAAGAUAAAGCUCUGUCACAUCAAUGCCCACAUCACAUGUCGUUUGUGUGAGGGCUACCUGAUCGACGCCACCACCGUCACAGAGUGCUUACACACCUUCUGUAGAAGCUGCCUAGUGAAGUAUCUGGAGGAAAACAACACGUGCCCCACGUGUAGGAUUGUUAUUCAUCAGAGCCAUCCACUGCAGUAUAUCGGCCAUGACAGAACAAUGCAAGACAUUGUCUAUAAAUUGGUACCGGGACUUCAAGAGGCGGAGAUAAAGAAGCAGAGGGAAUUUUAUCAGAAGUUGGGGAUGGAGGUACCUGGAGACAUUAAAGGAGAACUUUGCAACAUGAAGACUCAUCUAGAUCAACGCAAUGGCGAUGCAAAAUCAGAGGACACGGCCAAUAAGGAGGCAGGAGAGGAGAAACCAGAAGAGGACAACGACUAUCACCGUAGCGAUGAGCAGGUCAGCAUCUGCUUGGAGUGCAACAGCAGCAAGCUUCGAGGUCUGAAGCGCAAGUGGAUCCGCUGUUCAGCACAAGCCACGGUCCUCCACCUCAAGAAGUUCAUCGCCAAAAAGCUUAACCUGACAUCAUUUAAUGAGCUGGACAUUUUAUGCAACGAGGAAAUCUUGGGAAAGGACCACACUUUGAAAUUUGUUGUUGUGACAAGAUGGAGAUUUAAGAAAUCCCCCCUCCUGCUCCAUUACAGACCCAAGAUGGAUCUGCUGUAGCUAAAACGGACUCAACGGUUGUUGUUGUUUUGUUUUUUUUGUUGUUGUUUUUUUUUGGGGGGGGGGCCCAGUGGCCGCGGACUGUGCCGAAACCUUUUUAUUUAUGCAAAGACGAUCAACCAACACCAAGCAAACACCCGACGGUAAAAGUCAACACAAGCCAGCAAAUCGGGAUCUAAAGGGAGGGGGACAAAUACAACAUGAACUGGCAACCUCCAGCACAGAUACUGCAACACUGGUGUGUUUUUAGGAACUAAAACAACCAUUUUUUGUCCGCUACAUCCUAGAUAUGUGAACAAAAAAAAAGAACAAAAAAAAACUAAUGGAGAGAAAGCAUAUAUUUAUACUUUUGUACAGAAGAGACACAUGGAACCAAGACACUACUGGUGCUCUGUUUACACGCAAACAAGAUGUCGGGAAUCACGUGACCGUCUUUUUGAGCUUCAUGCAGAUUUCAUCCUCCCGAGACUAUGACCGAGAGGAGAGGAGGAAGUUUUUUUUUUUUAAUAAAAAGGUGUUUUUCUUUUCUUUGUACAAUACACACGACUCGUCUUGGGAGCACAGAAAGUAUAUGGGAAAAGUUAUAUAACAGGCAUCAAUUUUAAGCUGUUUAUCAAGUAAAUUGUCUCUCAAUCUUUUUUUAUUUCCGUUUUGUUGGCUUUGUCUAAUUUGCUAUUGGGUUCUUGAUGAUUGUCAAUUGUGAAUAGGCUAAAAUGUUUUGUGUAGUAAUUUAUGUUCUAUAUACCAAUAUUGUACAUAAAAUGUCAUUACAAAGAGACAGAUUGAAGAGAGUAAGAGAGACUUUAGACUGUUAAAAAAGAGUGGAUCCCAGAAGUGCUAUCUAUAUUUGGGCGAUACGUGUCCGGAGGUGAUAAAUUAGGAUUUUUAAAGACAGACUCAUUAUCCGUAUCAAAAUAUAUAAAUGCAUCUUUAUGUUGUCUGAAGAAGACACAAAACAUAUUUAUCAAAUCCUCUGCCAUUUGUGUGUAUGUGGGGUCUAAGUAUGUUACAUUGCUCUCAUGGCAUUACAGGACUUUAGGUGUUUUGGCAAAUAAGAAAGCUUUGAAAAUAUCCCCCCGCCCCCAUGCUCCUCUUCUCACCUGUCUGCUAUGGAAUACAGCUAUCAUUGUCCUUUUUGUUUGUUCUUCUUUUUUGGACAUCAUAAUCAACCAAUUCUGUCUUAACAAUAAUGCUACACAAAACACGCAUGUUCAAAAAUGCCUACAAGACAUAAAUGCAAUAUUUGGGCAGAGAACUUUUGAUUUUAAUAUCUACAUUUUCACACCAUGCAGUCCUUAAUAUCUAUUCGUUUGUUUCUGCAGUCUUUCAGCAGCACCAGGCAGGCAAAUACUGAUACACCCACGUUUACAGCAUCUGGGUCGAGCUGCUUGCAGAAGAGAUUGCUAGCACCCUGCACUCUUAUACCAUGCUUUUCCUUCUGCUAUGUGUGUUGAAAUUUUACUGUAAAACUUUCUCAAAGCUGCAAUACAACCUCUUUUUUUGUAACUGUAAAAUACACACCAGUCUACUUUGUCUUAACAGUGGGGCUGCAACAGAACAUCUUAUUUGUCCAAAUUAAAUUCUGGUGUUUAGUAUGGACAAAUACUUGCUCACAGGAAGUGAAUUGACAAUUGUUAUUUAACAGUAAAAUAUAAAAUGUCUGGUAAAUUGCACACUUUCUCUUCAGAGCUGGAAUUUCUAGGUAUUAAGCACUAUAGACAGGCCGGCUUGACAAACAUGAGUGGAGUGAGUGCAGAUUACUGAUGUCACAUUGCUGUUGUUAUUGGGUGUUUUUCAGUUACUUCUCACUGCCAGUUGGAGUUGCAAAUGUGUGCAAAGUUGCACAUUGUUUAAGAAAAUCAAUUUAAGAACCUUUCUGAAAGUCAAGUGGAUAUUGUUUGUCACAAAAUCAGUAUAAAACUUAUAACAAUAUUUUGGACUUCACAAUGCACAAAUUCAGGUUUCGCACAGGUACUGAGGUUUUUUGAACAUUUUGAUAGUGAAAUUCUCGAUAAAAUGACUACUGUCUGGUCAUUUGGUGCUUAUAAAUGUAUGUUUAUAAUUUUGAGGAGGAUUGUUCCUCAGAAACAUGCUGUUCCUACUGUAACUUUGUGACACAGCAAACCAAUGUUCUGUUUUACUGCAAAAUGUCUUAAUUCACAACUUUCAAAGCAAACUGCUAAACUGUCUUUAACGAUACCACAACUGGAUCCCUGAACGCCAUGUCAGACCUCAAGUAGUAUUACCUCACUGACUUGUCUUGUCAGUAAUUAAACAAUUAUUAUUAACCCUUUGCAUUGUAUCUGCCCACAACAAGCUAUUUUGUCUGUAUGUUCACAUGCAACAGGGUUCCUAUUCAUCAUUAGGUUCUAGAAAUCUAGAAAAUACAUUCAUUUAAAAACUGUCGUAAAAUUGUGAAACAAGCCUGAAAGCUAUGAAGAAAAGUCACGAUAUACAACAGUAUGUUGGAAAUCCUCUCAUCAUUCCCAAUAUUGUGGUAUUUGCAGUUUUGUGUAGUAAUCAUCAGUUGGUCAGUCAGCCACUCCACCAUUGUGCAUCUGUCAUGAUCUUUAAAUCCAAGAUUGGAGCAUUUGGGAUAUGGAAAUGGAAAAAUGUUUAGGAACCCUGCCACAUAAGGACCUAUGAUGUGUGUAUUAAAUGAACGUUUUUAUAGCCUACAGGUCUGCACCUAACCAGCUCAACCAAAAUUCCUCCUGCAGUCUUUGAAAUCAUCUCUGCGUGUUUCAUUUCACUUCUUAUGGUAACCUUUAUGUUUCAAGGGUCUUUAUCCAGUAACCUAUGUAUGUGUUUAUUAUUUUGGGGGGUUUUUUUGCACCAAUUUUGGUAUCUACGAUCAUGCAAAGUAUGCGAUAAACAAAAAGGUUGAAAACGGCCUCCUGUUUGACCAGAGUUGGUGCACGUUUGGUUCCGAGUUGCACCAAGUCCUUGGAACUUGGAAUAUCUGCUUUAUUUCUGUAAACACUGAACAUUGUGAACUCUUGCAACAGCUUUUUGAUGAGUAGAAACUAAAUCAAAAAAAGGUGUUUUACCUAGGUAAAAAAAUUAAGCAGAUCUCUUAAAAUCUGCUCUUAUAAAUCAUCAAAAGCCAAAAACAAUGAGCAUUACCAGCUUGACAGCUCAUGGAAGAGUAUUGUUAAAACUUGUUAAAACCCCCCACAAAAAAAUAAUGUAAUAAUGUGCGCUACUAUGUCUUUGUAAGUGCAGACUUGUAUUUUUUUUUUUUUCAAGGCUUAUGCAUUUUUUCAUAGAAAUAAGGCCAAUGUCAAGUGCAUUUCAUCCAGUUGUCAAAGACACUCUGAGGUCGAGGUUACGGUGGUCUGGUUUGCAAUUUUAUUCAGGGAAAGUCCUGUUUGACCCUGGUAUCAGGCAUCCCAUAUAUUAAUGUUAUUUUGCCAUUCAGCUCUCUCUAACUUCAGUCUUUGACCUUCGCCUCACCCAACCAGAGUUCUCGUCAUAAGUGUGUCACCUCAUGGUUCUCCUGUGAGCAUUCAGUAUAUGAUAACAUUUCUUAAAUGUACGUAAGCUUUUUCCUCACGUGACUAAGCUGUAAAACCCCCAAUAAGGUGCUACUAUAAUGAUGACUACAAACAGAAAAUUUAACACAUACAUUUCUGUAUUAUGCAGAGCACUGAAUACACUGAUGCUUUCUGUUUAAAAGGACUGGCAUUGAAACAAAGAUUACAUCUGUAUGCGUGUUCAUUAGCCCCCACGUUGUUUCAUGUGGUUGUUUACACUGCAUCUUUUCCCGUUAUCACGAAACCCAUAAUUUCUUCUCAUUGCUUUGAAGUGGAAACAUUUUGUGUUUGGUUUUUUUACUUAAUUGACCACAUUGAUCUUUAGUACACUGUCAGAACCUGACAGUCUACAUACGAUGUGUUUCAGCUGCAUUGUUAGUUACACGCUUGACAGAACAGAGACGCGUUCUUGAUUUGUCAACAUUUUCACCGUGGAGGACAGAAACAACAGUAGAAAGAGUCUCAUGUGCAUAGAUUAAAUAGUCUGAGAACAGACAACUAAACUCCAACUAAAAACCCAGUAAAAGGCCAAUUGAUGGCAAGUGUAAAUAUUUUACUGUUGAUGGUGACAAAAGAGUUCCAAUAGAAAAAAACGUGCACAAACAUUUCUGCAAAACUGAUCAUGGUAGAAUCAAAAUAAAACAGUUGUCUUUCCACAACAGUUAACAUCUGUUUCACAGCCAACAGGUUCCUUUUUUUUUGUCAUUACAUUGUAAAGCAGGCACAAACACACAAAAUCAAAAUCUGAUGUCGGAAAGUUUGGAUUUCAACACAAUAGGGCUGCAGUGUGAACGAAGCCUUUCACUUUGUCCUGGUGUAUUUUUUGAGUAUUGUUCCAAGAACCCUGCGAUGGAGGGGAACUUGAUGGAAAGGGUGGGGUCUUCUUUUUGGUUGGCUUUGCCACAGUGACAGUCAGAAAUUGUCUUGUCUCUGCUGCUGGUGCUUUCUAUGGUGCUAACUCCUUGUUUCAAACUUCAGACUCCUUCUAGAAAGCUUCAGUCAGAGACAGAAAAGCACUGUCACGAAGUUCUCCUGACGCCUUUUUUCACACGUCUUUGCACUGUACGUGUACGUCCUUGAGUCAUUGGUUGUUUUUUCUUGUCAGAGCUGUCUCACUGUGCAGAAAAAAGAAGGUGCUGUUUUUUCCCCCUUAUUCAUUGGUUUGUAGGGUUUAGUCUACCCACAUGCUGAGGCUUGCUCUGGGAAGCAAAUGUAGGAAAUUUUAAUAAGUUGUAGACUGUGACAGGGACGAUGCUGUGAAAAAUAAAGAACUGGUGAAAAAUUGGGUGUGCUAGCUCCAAUUUCCUGCUUCAAAGAGAAACACACUUACGAUAGGCUUCACUGAUAUGUUUUUGCCUCCUCAAAGUCAGAUUGAGACUCAGCCUCUAACAGAUAGUUGGAACAUCAAUUACUAUAAAAGAAAAUCUCACAGUUGAUUGUUUUAAUAUUGUUCUCUUGAGCGCCUGGGAAAUUUGACCUUCUCAGCACCGCAAUGUGUGAAUACUGCUGGCUGCAUCUUUCACCUCCACCAGAGUGGACCAGAGUGGAUCGAUGGUCAUGCUUUUUUUAUUGGCACCAACAUUGAGACAUCACUGUGCCGCUACGCUUGACAGCCAAGCUAAGAAGCUUACAGGAGGCUCGACUCUGCCUCGCUGAAGAUAGGGGUCUGUAUCAGCUCUGAAAGGUCUCCGGAGUGGAGGGAGGCCGGGGUCUGUCAGAGCUUCAGCUCUCUUAACUUGUCUCCUCUGCUUUGACCUUGAAUACCUGUCAGCCUGCUUGUUAUCGCCUGCUACGAUCUGUGGGUGAGCUGCGUGAAAUUUUGAUGUCGAGGUGGUUUCUGCAGCUUCACGUAGACUGUCAGUACCAGCAGAUGGUAGUAUACCUUACCACAAUCACGUGAAGAGGAAUAAACUAUUUAUUUGGGCUUCUUUGUACAAAGUUUCUGAACUCGGACGUCUCAGAAGCUUGUUCUCUCAAAGGCAGCAACAUUCAUUUUAAGAUCGUUGGCAGCAGUGUGAUAGCUUUCUUUGUUGUCCAGCUCACUAUUUCUUCCUCAUUUUGGAGUUCUUUCUAAAGCUCAGUAAUCUGGCUUUGUGUGUGACGGAGAAGGAGACCUCAAGGGUCUCUGUGAUGGCUACAUGAACUAAAACACACUCCAUAGAAUAUGUAUCGUCUGGCCCAGGUGGCACUGCUGCAGCUGAUGCCUGCUCUGAAAAGCGCCACUUAAGGAUCGCGUCUGUUGCUUUUAGAGAUUGUUCACAGGUGGUAAAUUCAGGAAAGUCCUUUUUUUAAAGACGCAGUAGUUGAAAAUAAUUAUUUGUGUACAAGAACUAGAUUGAAAAUUACUAAAACCAGCAGUCUUACAUAAAUUGGGAAAUCAGCUACCAAAAUCACAGUGGCAUGCCAUCAUGAGCCAUAGAUGUCAUCAAUAAAUCUGUCCAUUUUUUUUAAUUAUUUAUUUAUGCGGAAUUCUGCAAUAGUUUUUUUGUUAAUGAAUUUUUGCUGUCCUUUUUUGAUUACAAAUUUGUAUUUGUCUCUUUUUUUGCUAAACCUGUUACAAACUCAUGCAUAGAAUGGCUUAAAUUAUGAAUUUACAAUUGAAUUCCCUUUUUGUAUCAUUCCAAUUGUGUUAAUGUCUGUGUAUAACAAACAUAGUUGUCUUCUUUUUUUGGGUCAAGCUCAAAAAAACUAAAUUGUGUGAAUCUGGCAAUGUGGUUAUAGUAUUUGCAAGGAAAAUGUGCAAUAUACGGUUCUCAGUUCGUUCCAGGUUUCAGCAUAGAACUCCAAUGUUUAAUUUCUUUUUGCUGUUUUCCAGUCAGUUCCUCAGGUCACUAAAUGCCUUCUGGUCCUGAGGGUGACCAGGAAAUCUCAGAACAUACACUAAUGCACCCGAAAUACAAAACGACUGGAUUUUAUUUUAGUCUUGUGUGUGUGUCUCUCUCUCUCUAUUUUUUUUUUCUUUCCCCACCCUUUUUUCCUGUGACAAUUUUCUCAGACUUUGUUUUUCUUAUUUUCAGGUUACAACAGGCACUUAUUCAGGUGUCCUUUUCCUUGCCUCCUUUUGUAUUAUUGUUAUUUAUUACAUAUGUGAUGAACUGGUUUCCAUUGCCACAUAGAAUUCAAGGAGUUUUGGGUCUAGAAUGGGGCUGGAAUUUCUUACGUACAAAACUACAGAAGCUUUUGUCAAAACCUAAGUGUGUAUUUCAUCAAUAAAUGCCUUUUAAAAGUG